Molecule: messenger RNA, 2140 nt
Organism: Pseudophryne corroboree (corroboree frog)
Lineage: Eukaryota; Metazoa; Chordata; Amphibia; Anura; Myobatrachidae
Product: zinc finger protein ZFP2-like
Exons: 6
Coding region: 278-1873 (531 amino acids)
Biological process (GO): regulation of transcription by RNA polymerase II
Cellular component (GO): nucleus
Molecular function (GO): RNA polymerase II cis-regulatory region sequence-specific DNA binding; DNA-binding transcription factor activity, RNA polymerase II-specific
Source: RefSeq, a predicted model, not a curated record
GCAGGUCCAGCAGACGUUACCAGGCUGUGGCUGCAUGCACAGUGCGUUCACUGAGCGUCUGUGUUCACUGAAAAUUCCUGGAGCGGCAGUGUACACUAGUAGCGUCUGGAUCCACUCAGCGUUCGCUAACGUAUUGAUCUAUCCUGGAAGUGGGCUUCUCCAAUAAAGCUGAUGAACCGAAUGUAAAUAAAUCAUCAACUUCACAGGAUACUCAUGAUAAGCAUCAGACGAGGAAAGCUCUAUAUACUCUACUUCAGCAUACGAAGAACAGGAUGAAAUGGUGACAGAGGGGGACAGCGCACUGUGUCUAUCUCAUGACAAGAAACAUCUAGUGGAUCAAAUCAUGAAGCUCGUUCUAGGGAUCCUUCACUUAGUGAAUGAGGGCCCAGUGCCACCUGACAGUGUGGUCACGUUCUCCGCUGAAGAAUGGGUACAUGUAGAGAAGGAGCAGCGUGAGCUGUAUAGUGACCUGAUGACGGAGAAUGAUCAGACCCUGCAGACUCUGGGAUCUAUUAAUGUGAAAACAGAGAAUCCACUGGGAAGUGAGAGAGAAGAGGACAUGACUGUGACUCAGACAGAGGAAAGUCCUUCAGACGCCAUGGCAGAUGCAGCCCACAAUCUCACACUAAACCCUUAUGCUGAUCCUCAGAUAGAUACAUCAAAGAGUCCUCUCUCAGAUUCCUACCUAAAGAACAGCAGCCUCUCCACCUUCAGCAAUUCCUCCAACACAAGUGUGUACAUGAAUCAUUCCACAGCCACCCUCAGUACCUUCCCAAGGACCUUUACUGACUCCUGCAGAGAUCUCUACAUGACUACAUUUACAGAUACUACAAAUACUUGCCAGAAUGCGCUGAUGAACAGCUUCUCUGAGACCUAUCGGAGUCAUUCCUCUACUGACUUCCCAGUAGAAAACAUGCCCAUUAUUCAGAUCAAGCAGGAAGGUUCACCUACCAGUCUCCAAUCACAAAUCUGUACUGCGGGAACUGAUGUUAGCGCUGAGAAUUCCUGCACGGAACAAGCAGCCCAGACCCUGUGCAAGAAACGUGGAAAACCUGUGAAGUCCUCUAAUUUAGCAAAAAAUCCUUCACACACCAGCACUAAACGGAAUGACGUGAAAAAGACUAAAGUGAUAGCUCGAAAUAUCAUUAACACAGAACAAACGUUAAAACCGGUAAGCUCCAGCGAACAAGGUAAAACACAUAUGGGCAAGUCUGCGAAGAAACUGUCUUCAAAGAAACCCUUUGAGUGUCUGAGAUGCGACAAGAGCUUUAACUGUAGAUCCCACCUUAUUAUGCAUCAGAGAGUGCACACCCGAGAGAGACCAUAUGUGUGUGAGUGCGGAAAGACUUUCACUCAGAGCUCUAAUCUGUUCAGACAUCAAAGAGGACAUCGCGGUGAGAGGCCUUAUGUCUGCACAGAGUGUGGGAAAACCUUCACUCAGAGCUCAUACCUUAUCAUUCAUCAGCGGACACACACAGGAGAACGACCAUAUGCAUGUGCCGACUGUGGCAAAUGUUUCCGUGUAAACUCUACACUUGUUAGACAUCAGAGGGUUCACGUGGGGGAGAAGCCAUAUAUGUGUAACACAUGUGGAAAGAGUUUUACGCAGAGCUCUUACCUUCACAUCCACCAGAAAACACACACAGAGGAACGGCCCUUCACCUGUAACCAGUGUGGCAAAAGCUUCAAGGUCAACUCUUCUCUGCUGCGGCACCAUAGACUGCACCUCGGUGAGGAAACCUACUCCUGCAGCUCGUGUAACAAAGAGUUCCCAGAACUGUCCAGACUUGUCUCACAUCAGAAAACUCACCAGCACUCGGAGGAGACGCCGGAGGCUUGUGACCAGGGAUUCCCAUCUAGAUGGGACCUGUGACUCUCAGGCCUCUCCAAUCUUCUAUUUUACAUGGGACGUUUCAUUAUCAGAAGUAAUUAUGUCUGAAAGGAGUUUUUAUCAUUUAGUCUCUAUUUAUAGAAGCUGAAACUGUUUAUGGGGAUAGACAAUAAUCAUAAUUUGUAUAGAUUUUAUCUUUUGUACAGAAACAAAAAGUGACUAUGUAACUACUAUCUAAAGGUGUAAAUGAGAAAUAAAAAUGAAUGAGCCACAAAUAAAAUGUCUGUAUCAGGAAUAAUUAAACAAAAA